UUCCUUAUUGCACAUUCCUUCUUUUCCUUGUUCUCAUCUUAUCGAGAUGAGGUAUCGCGCAUUGUCAUUUGGUAAUGGUUUCUCAUCAGUAACUACGUUCUCGAAGCGCACCAGAAUCUCAUUUGCGGAUUCAAGUUCUUCGACAACGGCUAUAGUAUUUCUGAGGAGAAAUUCUAGCUCUUUCAAGCUUCUUUGCCGAAAACGAACUUAUGAGUUUGUGGAAGGGGUGAAGUUCGACGGCCCGAUGAUCUGUAUGGAUGACAUUGUAAACAAUGGGGAUAUUGAUUUGGUUUUUGAGAAUUGCAUUACGCGAACAUUGUCUCCGGCAUUGACAUUGGAGGAGGGACUUGAAAGAAUUAAGGAGGCUGUGCAAACGUUAAGGUUGGAUCCUCCUUGUUGCUCUAGUGGAUUCCUUAGGUUUCAGGUGGCCGUGCCUCCAGGUCCUAAGGCUUUAAGUUGGUUUUGUUGUCAGCCAGAGUCAUCUGGAGUUUUUCCUCAAAUAUAUCUUUCCAAGAACUCAGACAAUCCAACGUGUAAGUCGCUGCAUGUGAAUGGUCGCCGUGGAGUUUUUGGAAUUGGUGCUGCCGCUGCUUUUACUGGUUAUUCUUCUCUCAACACGGGAACGCAAAGCUUGUUCAAAAGAUAUAUUUCCAGUGAUUCAACCCUGAUAGUGGCUUAUGGCUUUAUGGAUAUUAAUUUCAAUCAAGAUUCAGAUUCCGUGAAUCAUGAAGAUGGUUCUUUUUUCUUCUUUGUCCCCCAGAUUGAGUUGGAUGAGCAGGAUGUGGCUUCCGUUUUGACAUCAACACUUGCAUGGGAUGACUCUUCCCUCUCCACAUUCAAAGAAGCCCUUCACUACCUUGAAAUUUCCCUUAACCAGUUAUCUCGUCAUAUCUGUCCCACUACUGACACAUGGCAGUCCGACUGUACAACAUCUGCACUUAGAAAAUUCAGUUUGGUGGAAAACAGAUCUAUUCCGAGGAGCUGUUUCAAGCUAGUUGGUUUCCAAAUACGUAAAGGAAAGACAUCAGAACUCACCCAAAUGGGUGGAUGUUUCGCCUUUUUCUCCUUGAUCAUUGAAUCUGGGCAUGAUUUAGACGGGUUCUUUGCUUUUAAGACACCUGUUUCUUCAUUAUUUCAAAUUUUAGGAUCCGAUUUUUUCCCUAUUGCUAAUUGUGUUAGGGAUAUUAAGGGUCCUGAAAGGUCAAGACUGGCAAUUGGGUGGUCAGUGGUGCAUAUAUAG
Neltuma alba is the source of this 1240-nucleotide messenger RNA. Its product is annotated as protein PHYLLO, chloroplastic-like. The record is from RefSeq and is a predicted model, not a curated record. Bases 47 to 1240 code for a protein of 397 amino acids. Gene Ontology annotation, biological process: phylloquinone biosynthetic process. Gene Ontology annotation, molecular function: isochorismate synthase activity. NCBI's taxonomy places the organism in Eukaryota, Viridiplantae, Streptophyta, Magnoliopsida, Fabales, Fabaceae. The transcript has 7 exons. Gene Ontology annotation, cellular component: plastid.